Synchytrium microbalum is the source of this 1389-nucleotide messenger RNA. RefSeq lists its product as uncharacterized. Gene Ontology annotation, biological process: biosynthetic process; amino acid metabolic process. The coding region runs from base 1 to 1389 and encodes 462 amino acids. The transcript has 7 exons. Lineage: Eukaryota; Fungi; Chytridiomycota; Chytridiomycetes; Synchytriales; Synchytriaceae. Gene Ontology annotation, molecular function: transaminase activity; pyridoxal phosphate binding. The record is from RefSeq and is a predicted model, not a curated record.
AUGAGCGAUCUUAGUACCAUAUCAGCUAGAGCGCAAGGUCUCGUUGCAUCACAAUCUUAUCUUGGAAUUGGCAAAGUUGCGUCUAUAAAUGACCCAGACAUCAUCAAUCUUGGAACGGCCGAAAAUAAGCUUACAUCUGCUGAAAUGAGUGAGCGAAUGAAUGUUGUUCGCCCCGUUGUAACAGAUCAAGACUUACUAUAUGGACAAUACAAUGGACACGACGCACUACGACGCCAAUUGGCUCACCUUCUUAAUCGACACUUCAAACCAUUGCAGCCUGUCUUGAUCGAUGAAGUUCAAGUGACGAACGGGUGUGCGUCAGCUAUAAAUGCAAUCGCACAAGUAUGUUGCGAUGCUGGGGAUUGCAUUUUACUUCCAAGCCCUUAUUACGGCGGAUUCUUCAAUGACACGCUGUACACUGCUCGUUGUGAGCUUGUACCGGUACCAGCAACCUCUUACAACGAGUUUCAAGUGUCUGUAGAAGACAUCAAUGCUACAUAUCAAUACGCUACUGUAUCCCUCGCAAAGAGAAUUACUGCUAUAAUAGUGUGCAGUCCGAAUAAUCCCUUGGGCAGAACGUAUUCGAAGGAAUGGUUGGAGGAGGUGCUGAAUUGGGCUGCAGAACGAAAGCUACAUGUAAUCGUUGAUGAGCUGUAUGCUCUCUCUGUCUGGGGGGAGACUGCAGAGCCAUUUUCACCGUUUACAUCUGCGCUUGCCAUCAAAGUACCAGAUCCACUAAGGACACAUGUCCUUCACGGUAUCGCCAAGGACUUUUUGUCAAAUGGGUUACGAAUGGCGUGGAUUGUGUCUCGUAAUCCAGCCAUUAUCUCAGCGUUAGACAAACUGGGAUUCUUUUACUCGACUAGCAAUCUCAUGCAGAACUGGAUGUGUAAUAUGUUUUCAGACCACGCGUGGGUUGACAACUUUAUAAAGACGAAUAAUUUGAGGAUACGGGAUGUGUAUCUGAAAACGACCAAGUGGCUGACGGAUCAUGAGAUACCGUUUGUGGAAGCUAAUUCUGGAUUCUUUAUAUGGAUUGAUUUGAGGAGGUGGUUGUUGCCUACUGGCGCUAGUAGUACCUCAAAUGCCUCAUUGACACAUUCAAAAUCAUCUUCUAAACCAAUAUCAACGAACUCACUUUCCGUUAAAAUGGCUUCCCCAGCUACGAUUGGAGCUCGACGAAAAGAGCGAGAGAUUGAGCUCUUUUACGCAUUGCUGCAGAAUAAGAUUUAUAUUGCACCAGGCGAAGCAUUCUACUGUGACGAAGAAGGCUGGUUUAGAAUCAUCUUUGCUGUUGAAUGGCCUGUACUCCAGGAAGGUUUGGAACGAAUGGCGAAAGUGUUGGAUGACCGGCUAGCGAAGAGUUUUGCUGGACUGAAUGUGGAUUAG